Messenger RNA from Mauremys mutica (yellowpond turtle), 3184 nucleotides. RefSeq names its product coiled-coil domain containing 142 (gene CCDC142). NCBI's taxonomy places the organism in Eukaryota, Metazoa, Chordata, Testudines, Geoemydidae. The transcript has 11 exons. The record is from RefSeq and is a predicted model, not a curated record. The coding region runs from base 70 to 3105 and encodes 1011 amino acids.
GCUGCUAUUAAGAUCAUUUCUCUCUGGCUUUAGCAGCAGGCAGCUGCGUGGGGCCGUUGCUGACCCACCAUGGACAAGGAGAGCAGCAUCGAGAGAAGCCGCAGGAAGGCCUACCUUGAGAUGAUCGAAGCAGAUGGCAUUGGCCUGAACGCUGUCUUCAUCCUCCUCAUGUCGCGCAUGUCGCAGGCCUCAGGCUCCAUCCUGCCGCCUCUGAGCUCACUGGUGGGGCCCAAGAAGGUGUCUCCCGCUGCUGGGCAGGGGGAGCGAGAGGAGUCGGCGGACUCAGGCUGCAGCUCCCUGAGCAGCUUUGCCAAGUCCCUGCAGAAGGCGGAGGCCCUGCUGUGGAACUGCGUGAACCCCAGUGUGCGGCGCCUCCUGCAGCAGCAUGCCAGCGCCAGUGCCUACGACAGCGACGAGGAGGACUCGCCCGGCGCCCUCGCCCGCCUGGCCCAGGUGGAGCACAGCUUCCUGGGGCUCAGCCGCUGCCUCUGCGUGCAGGAGAACCCCCGCACGGAGACCUUCCGAGGCCACGUCAAGCCGGCGGCCAGUGACACGGCCCAGGGCGCCUUCUCCUACCACCCCGUCCACCCCCGUGUAGCCAAGCACUGUGCCACCUUGCACGCCCUGCUGCAGCACCGCCACCGCCUCCGCCUCUCCCGCGAGUACAGCCGCCGCCUCAAAGGGGCCUCGGACUUCGUCCGCCACCUCCUGGCUCUCUUGGCGCUGAAGGACCGGGGAGGGGACCCUGGGGGGAGCAGGCAGCUCAGGGGACUCUGUGAGGAGCUGCGGACUCAUACCAGCCACUGGAGCGGGCUGCAGCGCAAGAUGCGCAGCGACCCCUGGCUGCGGGUGCUGCUGCUGCAGCCUCACGAGUCAGUGACACACAUGAAGCGGGCGCUGGGUCUGCUGGCCCUGCACGCCGUCCGCCUGGUGGAGCGCUACGUGGAGGUGCAGCUGCACUGCCUGGCACGGGCCAGCCCCGCUGCCGUCUCCCCUGCCCAGCUCUCCGACCUGUUCCAGGGCUUGGAGAUCUACAACCACGUGCUGAGCGACCAGGCCCUGGAGCGAACCUCUGGCGAGCCGGGGACUGAUCCCGCCACUCCACUCCGGCGCAAAGGGGACGUGGGGGGUGGCGCUCAAGCCUAUCUCAUUGGGCGGGUGCUGGGCGUGCUGGCAGCCGAGAGAGGCAGGCUGGCCGCCCACCGACUCCACCAGCUCCUCCUGCAGCGGGCACAGGGGGACGGCCUGGAACAAGUGCACUGGGAGAGUGCUGUGGUGCCUUGCUCCAUGGACCGCAGCAGCAGCGAGACAGAUGUGGGGUCCCCUGGGCCCCCCACAGUGGAGGGGCUCCCGAGCCUCCCCGAGGAGCUGCAGGUGCUGUGCAGGGAGGACAAGGAGCUCCUGGACCUUGUUCUGGGAGUCUUGGUGGCCUCCACCGACACGCUCUGGCACCAUGUGCUCAAGAGGCCCAAGCAGGAGAAGCCCCCGGCAGAGGAGGACCAGGAGCCCCCCAUGGCGCCGGCCGCCAGCCCGGACCUGGACGAGAGGCUGAGCCCGGCCUCCCUGCCCAGCUGGAAGUCUGUGCGCUGGCUGGACGCGUUCUACUCGGAGGCUGCCGAGGUUCUGUAUGCACAGUACCGCCCGCUCUUCUGGGAGGCCGCGGCCACCUCGCUGGCCCAUCACCUGGAGCUGCGGCAGGACCAGGCACAGCCCUGCGGAGGCCUGCCCCAGUGCACAGAAAGGGCAGCAGCUGCGCUGGCGCAGGAGCUGAGCCAGGCACUGAGUCAGGCCCGCGUGCCCCCGGAGUGCGAGGCAGCGCUGCGGCGCCUGUGCCCGUGUCUGAUCUCUCAGGCUGUCUUCCAGAGCUGGGACCGAGGCUUCUGCCAGGCCCUGGGUUCCAGCCUCAGCGAUAAGUGUGUGCCUGGGCCUAGGACAGCGGGCACGGCGCACAGCAGGACUGCCCAGCUGCUGCGGGAGCUCCACCCUCCCCUGGCCUUCGCCCUGAAAUGCCUGGAGCCUCCGCUCGCUGCAAGGACUGCAAGCGGCAACCUCGUCUCCCCGAGCCUCCGGCUGGAGCUGCUGACUCGCUGUCUGGCCACGGGGCAGGCCUCCUGCUCCUGGCUCAUGGCCAAGGCCUAUCAGCACCUUGCGGCCUGGUCCCUCUGCCCGUUCCUGCUCGUCACCCAGGGAGAUCUCCAGCUGUUAAAGGCAGAGACCACCAGGUUGGCGGAGCUCGUGAGCGGGGCCUUCCCUGAGUUGGGGGAGAGCCCCAGGUGGGUGCGGCCGGCCCUUGGCUCCCACCAGGAGCAGCAGCUGAGCCUACAGAUCCACUCCACCGCCGCCAGCAUCCAGAGCUUCUCGCAGGACGUGCUGCGGAUGUUCUCCACCGACUGCAAGCGGAUGUCGGCAGAGAUCUUCGGCCAGACCAUGCCGCUGGGCAAGCCCUGGAGAGCAGGCCUCCGUGCAGAGCUGCCCAGCACCCCAAGUGAAUACGCCUUGGCCGCCGCCCAGAGUGUCCUGGGCCAGGUCCUGCAGGGCAUCCAGGUGCUCCCGCGCGAGUCCCAGGUGCCCGCGCUCACCCACGUCAUGACAGCCUUCGUGGAAGCCUGGAUGGACCAUAUCCUCACCCAGAAAAUCAAGUUCAGCCUGCAGGGUGCCUUGCAGCUGAAGCAGGACUUCGACACGGUGCGGCGGCUGGUGCAGUCGGAGGAGUCCGGCCUGUCGCCUGAGAUCAAGCAGUCGGUGCUGUCGCUGCGCAUCUUCCAGCAGAUGGACAACGCCAUCGUCUGCCUCUUGCAGCAGCCCAGCAGCAAGGCCUGCCUGCCCUCCCACACCUGGGAGUCCUUCCGCUCACACAACGGCGUCCGCACUCAGGACUUCCCCACGGGCAGCCUGAACAGCCUGGAGAGCCUGGACGUGCAGGCCUUGCGCAACAGCACCGCCCUGGAGACCCAGAGCUCCGACCUCCUCAGCCACCUGCAAGGCAGCUGCACCCCGGAGUCCUACCUCCCGAGCACCCAGCAGGAGUGGCUCUCCCUGCGGCUGCACGGCACGCGGCGCUGGAAGGUGCCCAGCCUGCCCUGCACCAAGAGCGCGGAGCCCUGAGCGGCUGGGCUCCCCCGCCUGGGGACGGAGCCCGGCCACGUAUUCGUGGUUAGAAAUAGAGCAGCCAAGUAGCCUCAAA